AUGGGGGUUGUUAAGAAAAACAAAACUGUGGUUAGGAAAAGCCCUAGACAGCAUCAAUGCAAGUAUUGUUAUAAGAUUUUCCCAUUUCCCAACGUGUUGAAAAAGCAUUACAGGGUCCAUACGGGUGAACGACCGUAUGAGUGUGAUUUAUGUGGAAAUAGAUUUACACACCAGAAUACUCUAAAAAACCAUAAGAUGUGCAUUCACAAUUGUGGUCGGGAAGAAGAUUUUACUUGUGGUCAUUGUGAUAAAAAGUUUCCAAUCAAGGAACGACUUAUUGAACACGUGCGCAUUCAUACCGGAUAUUAUCCUCACAGAUGCGACAAAUGCUUAAAAUCCUUCACACGAGCCAGUCAACUAUGGCAACAUGCGCGUUCUCAUAACAAACAAUAUACACUAGAAUGUGCAAUAUGUCAUCAAUUAUUUGCUUGUCGUUCAGUUCUACGUGGCCAUAUGAAACGGCAUAUGGGACAAAAUGAUUAUGUGUGUGAAGUGUGUGGAAAGGCAUUUUUACGUAGGGAUGGUCUAACUAAACAUCUAUCUAGCUAUCAUAAUAAUAUCAGAGCAUUUACAUGUAAAAUUUGCAAUAAACAGUUUAAAGGACAUAUGAUACAACAUUUGAGGACACAUCGUCAUGAAAAGCCUUAUGAAUGUAAAAGUUGUGAUGCUCGUUUUGUACAACGUUCUCAACUUACAGUACAUGAGAGAAGACAUAGUGGAGAAAAACCUUAUCCAUGUCCAGUAUGUAAGGUAUCCUUUGCACAUUCUACAGCUAUGAAAAUGCAUGUGAGACGUCAUACUGGAGAAAAACCUUUUAAAUGUCUUGUUUGUACCAAUACAGCUUUUACACAACUACCACAUUUAAAAAAACAUAUGUUAACCAUACACAAAACAGACAAACCAUACUUGUGUGUCAAGUGUAAUUCAUAUUUCAAAACAAAAACUCAAAUAAUAACUCAUGAAGAAACAUGUUCGCCAAAACAAGAAACAAAAGAAUUUAUUCCUCCUGGUAUGGCUUUGGACCGAAUGCGGAUGUUAUUGGCAGUUUUACUGAUACGCAUAUCAACCACUGAACGCUUAAAUGCAUUAGGGUUUGGAAAAAGACUUAUUGAUUUGGUAUUAUGUGAUUCUAUUGAAAAUUCUGGCCGUAAUCCUUACCGUGGUAAUGGUCAAAGUGAAAAUGAUUUGUUGAAAAAGAAUAUUGAAAUAUUAUUAGACUGGACUGUCCCAAAAAUGUAUAUGGAUCGGUUCAAAAGUGAAAGACGUACGACUGAAGAAAUUUUAGAGGAACUAACAUCAUGA
Messenger RNA from Macrosiphum euphorbiae (potato aphid), 1302 nucleotides. NCBI's taxonomy places the organism in Eukaryota, Metazoa, Arthropoda, Insecta, Hemiptera, Aphididae. The record is from the annotation of a GenBank genome assembly.